AUUUGUCAUAAUAUAAUAUCUGUCACUAAAAUAAUAAUUUUGCAAUAAUAUAUAAAUAACAAGCUAUCAAUUCAUUCAAAGUUAUGUCAAAAAAAGUAGAUAAGAAAACCAAAAAAUCCAUUGGUGGUGGUGACCAAUCGGAGGCGGAUGGAUCAAAGAUAGACAAACGUUCCCGAAAAAGUUCCCAAAAACCAGAUACCAGAAAUAAUAGUGUGAAUCUGAAAUUUUUCGAAGACAAACCACAUGAGUUUAAAGUUCUUGGAAGCCAGUCCAUUCAGAUUUUUGAUGAUUUAGAUGAGGUAGGUUCCAAUCAUCUUCCAGUGCCGCCAACGACUCCGAGCAAUCUUAUCCAAGAUUAUGAGGUAGCUCCGGUCCCAGCCCAUCUUCCUAAAUUGUCAAAAAACCCUUGGGUGCGAAAUAUUGGCGUCAAGGAAACCAUUAAACGGUUAGCUGAUGUUUAUGGAUGCAAACAGUUCAAGAACAAUUUAGUUCAGUUUUGGUUCCUGGAUUUUUUAGCUGAUUGUUUGUGGAGAGUGCAGGACGAGUACCAGUUCAACGAAAAACAACAGCAGGUUGUAUUGGACUGGGUACUCUUUGUGUUUAAUUUAAUAAGAGAGCCUAAUUUGAACUUAUCCAGAAAGCAAUUGAAUAAAAUUUUUUCUGAAGCCAUUAACGUUGCGGAACACCACAUAGAAACUGGCGCUCCAUCAAUCCCAUCUCCGGAGGAAUUAUUUACCGUAAAAAAUUUAAAUGCAGAUGAUACUUUAGAGAAAAAAACUGAAUCUGAAAGUGGUUCGUCACUAUGUUCAUCUCUAGAGGAAACACCAUGUCACGAUGAUAAAAGUUAUCUAGCAAUUGAACUAGAUCAAGAUAUCAAAUAUUACGAUAUUCCUUCGAGGAUAUGUCCCUGGGAUACAGAUGAUGAAGAUUUAAGUAGUUCUGUUGAAACAAUGUCCGAGGACGAAGCUAUAAUUCUAGCAGAUGAUUCUAUAAGUGUACAGAAUAAUGCUGAUGUAAAUAAUGCUGACCUUAUGUACGAAGACUUUUAUCAACCAGAUCUGUCCACACCGCCAAGAUUUAAAGAAUCAUCCGAGUCUUCUUCCGAGAUAACUUUAAGUUCGAGUUUGGUCGAUGAAAGUUCAGAGAGUUCUAUAGCAGAAGAAGAACAAAAAGAAGAUGCAACUUCCUCAGGUUGGUUUAUCCCAAAGAAAACAAUUAUGGAUGUUUCUUGUCCUAGUAAGGUUUUUGAUGUUGAACCCGAAGAAAAGAUCGAAGAACAAAAGGAAGAGGAAAUACUACAGAGCUGGUUUGAGUAUCAUUUGUGGCAGCUCAGAAUCGCAAAUAUGAACGAUCCUAACACUGGAUGGUUAGCUGCUUCUGAUAUAGCCCUCACACAAAGCAAAACGAUUUUGAAGAAACCGACAGCUGAAGAAGCGAAAGAACAGCUAACUGGAUUUUUACUGGAGACGAAAGAAGAAAUAAAAGAGAUGCAGAGGAAUCAGUUUGUGAACACUUGUAUACUGAUGGCAAUUAAGCAAAUUGUUAACGAAUUCUUUCUCGACAGCUUCCAGUUUUGUGUUUUAAAAGUAGCCUACAGAUAUCCUCACCUUUUAAUCACGCAAGAGCUUAAUUCCAAAUGGAAUGUUCCAAAAAGGUUUAAAGGAGAACAUAAACGACCGAUGCCGAAAAAGAUGAAGAAACCAAAAGUUCCUAAAUCAAAAAAGAAAGCAAAGAUAACACAUAAAACUAAAAGUACCAAAACGAAGAGUUCGAAAGCCUCGAAAAAGAGCAAGGCAUCAAAAGGCCGUUCUGACAAGACAAGCAAAAAAGGAAAAAAGAGCCCCAAAAAAGAAAAAGCACAUCGAAAACUAACAAAACAAGAAAAAGCCGAACUGGCCCGACAAGAAGCUAAAAGAAAACUCUUCGAAGAAAUGGAGAGAAAAGCGGAAGAAAACAAACGAUUCAUGUUCCCACUAGUUGAUUCGGUCGGGGACAAAUUCUUCGAGAAUAUAUUCGAAAAUUGGGUCAAUCCAAAGAAAAGAGUUUCGAAGGUGAAUAAAGAUUUAAUUAAAAAGCAUAAGAAGAAAGGUAAAAGUCAUGCUUAA
This is a messenger RNA of Diabrotica balteata, 2105 nucleotides long. The record is from the annotation of a GenBank genome assembly. NCBI's taxonomy places the organism in Eukaryota, Metazoa, Arthropoda, Insecta, Coleoptera, Chrysomelidae.